Perkinsus marinus ATCC 50983 is the source of this 1566-nucleotide messenger RNA. RefSeq lists its product as hypothetical. The transcript has a single exon. The record is from RefSeq and is a predicted model, not a curated record. NCBI's taxonomy places the organism in Eukaryota, Perkinsozoa, Perkinsida, Perkinsidae. Bases 1 to 1566 code for a protein of 521 amino acids.
AUGGUAACAGCUGUUGACAUCGAUACCUGCAACACGAGGUCUGGUCUGGCAAAACUGAGGUCUACAUGUCGACGGCAGCGUACUAUACGUCUCAAGGAGCUUGUGGCCGUGCAAGAGCAGCUAAGCUCUACUGACAUUCUCUCUGUCGACGAUGAACAGCGAGAACAAUUGGCUGUAACUGAAGCCGCUCUCGAGGAGGAGGUUGCGGCCUACGUCGAUCUUGUGGAUAGAUGCACGGCCAAGAUCAACAAGUUAUUGUCUGAAACCCAAGCUCCAGUUGAAGGCCUUUCUAACAAUCCAUCUGAUCAGAUGGAGUUGCUGGUGAGCACUAUCACGGACGCAUUUCAACGUGUCGCUCCUUCUACUACCACCACAUCAAUAACAACCAAGUCUGGUUCGAGAGUGCCGUCCUUAGGAGAUGUGGUCAAGUUCAAUGUCACAUCGCGGACUCUCAAAGAUAUCUAUCUCUUGCCCCUGCAAUAUCGCAGAUUGGAGAGCCUAUUCCUUUCUGCAGGAUUCGGAGAGUUGGUGCCUACUGCUAAUGGUAAGGACGAGUUCCAACCGCACCCAACACUGAGGGUUCCUCUGAUAGAGAAGCUACUGGAGACAUUGGCUCCCCACAGUACCCUGUUGAGUGAAGCUACUCGUCUCAUUGACUUACCUAGCAUUGGUUAUGAUUGGCAGAAGGUCAAAAAAGCGCUCGUCGAGAAGUACUGUAGCCCAGUGGAAAUGAGGAAGGAGGUGCUUAGGCGAGCAACCCAGCUGACUUUCUCCGGUCCUUCUGGUGUAAACAGAUUUGUUGAUCAAGUUCGUGAUCUACGCUCACUACAUCUAAUCAGUCUCCGCAAUACACCCCCUGAGGUCGGCGAUCGCAGAGCUACGAGCGACGAUUCAACUGAGCCUAUUGAUGUCACAGCUCACUUUGUCGAUCUGGCUCUCCGGCCUCUACCGAACAACAUCAUGACCGAACUCAUCAAAGAGGUCACGGCGGUAGCGCGCCAAAGCUAUCCGGAGAGACGCAACUGGGAAUGGCAGCGUAAGCUCCCUCUAGACGGUGGGGUAGGUACAAGUACCAUAUUGGGAUUACUCACAGAGCUCUGCUAUGCUCACAACUUCACCACUGAGUCUAAGAAGCCUAAGUCUUCUACCCCCAACAACCAGAACAGCAACGCUUCUGAUGUGAGAGAUAAACUGUGGCAUACGUCUGAUCAGCGGAGUUCCACAGCUAACAACCAACAGAAAGCAGCUCAUGCAGAAGCGGUAUCUUGGGCGAAAUCUCAGCCGUACGUCUUGCUUGUUAUGGGCGAUGGUGUGAAAGGUGCUACACCGUCGACGGCAGGGUUCUCCGAAGCGACAGAGCUGAAGUUCCUGACCUCCAAAGGGGGUAAACCCUACUGCCUCCUCUCAUUUGGUGAUAAGGCUCGUGCUCUCAACUGUGUCUCGGAGUACUUCAAUGAUAAGACGAGGUUUGGUGUAGUCAAGGAGUUUGACACCAACUACAAGCGGAACUCUCGUCAUGGCCCUCGUCAGCCAAAAAACGGCGGGGGGAGUGGAGGCCACCAGUAG